This is a messenger RNA of Macrosteles quadrilineatus (aster leafhopper), 1298 nucleotides long. RefSeq names its product rhomboid-related protein 4-like. Gene Ontology annotation, cellular component: membrane. The record is from RefSeq and is a predicted model, not a curated record. Bases 128 to 1180 code for a protein of 350 amino acids. Gene Ontology annotation, molecular function: serine-type endopeptidase activity. NCBI's taxonomy places the organism in Eukaryota, Metazoa, Arthropoda, Insecta, Hemiptera, Cicadellidae. The transcript has 4 exons.
UUGUGUUCACUGUUCAGGUUAGUUAGGUAGGUGAAGGUUGAUUGGUAUUGUGAAUUUGGUUAUUCAAGGCUAAAAGGAAAUAUAAUUAAAAUUGUUUGUUUAUGAAUUGAAAAAGUCCAACAAGACAAUGGCUCAAAACAGGAGAAGGCAACCUGGACUCGAAUUAGGAGUAAUCCUACUAAUGUCAGAAAUGUUUAAUAUUGGAUUUGGAACUAUACCUAGGGUUACAUUAUUUAGCAUUCUUGGACAAGUCCUUCUCUAUCUUGGAGUCAUAAACGUACCUUGGAGCAAGUACGAUGUCUGUAUUAGUGCUGAUGCAAUUCUCAAUCACAAAGACUACAAAAGGUUCAUAUUCUCCACAUUUGAACACGCAGAUGAUAUGCAUUUGUAUUACAACAUGGUGUCUUUCUUAAUAAAAGGCCGCACACUGGAAAACCGCUAUGGGAGCUCAAACUUUGCUCUGCUAUUGGCAUUUUUGAUAUUGCUCACUAAUUCUUUUUAUAUUGCCCUUGCUAAAUUUGGGAGUGAAUUUUUGGAGGACUAUUCAAUGAUGAAAUCCUGCGCAAUUGGCUUCUCAGGCGUUCUGUUUGCCCUGAAGGUAAUCACUACAGCUGAGACGGGCCCGGGUACAGCCUACAUAAUGGGUAUCCCAGUUCCGAGCAAAUACGCGGCUUGGGCCGAACUUGUAGCCAUCCAUCUACUCGUACCCAAUGCAUCGUUCCUGGGCCAUCUAGCUGGCAUAUUGGCUGGUUGUGCGUACAUUAGCACUCCAAUAGGCAGAGUGGUGGACUCGAUCAUUGCUAACAUCACAGGUUGGCCAAUGUUCCAUGGAACGGGAAGCAGUUAUCAACAUCAUCAAUCUUACCAAUCCAGCAGUUCUCACGAACGCUCAAGUAGUGGAUUUGACUCUGCUGGAUUCCAACCAGGGUCAAACGGAAGAGGAUUCGGCACAAACAACUUUGGAUUUGGGAAUGGGAUUUUUGGAACUGGCUUUGGGAAUGGUGGAUUCGGUUCAGGAUUUGGAAAUGGUGGAUUCGGAUCAGGCUUUGGAAAUGGUGGAUUCGGAUCAGGCUUUGGUAAUGGUGGAUUUGGAUCAGGAUUUGGAAAUGGCGGUUUUGGACCCAACCUGUUUCGGAGGCACACUCCAAGAGAGCAAGAAUAUGGUUGGAGAUAUCAAUAGAUGUCUGUUAAUUUUUCAUGAUUGGUUACCUGAUCUGUAAAUAUUUUAAUUUAUUUGUACAUAUGUUAUUAUCUAAGACAAAAUUAUUUUAUAAAUAAAUGUUUAAUUUUUUAACAAG